AUGGCCGAGCUUCAGAACGCCAACCCUGUGAUCCUCAACGCCGCCCAGCUGCCCAGCCGGCGCUUGGGCAAGGACACGGCAUCGACCCGGGGACCCGAGUUCAAGUUUGACGACAUCCUCGCACCCAAGACAAAGUCAGCCAGUGGUGCUGCCUCGUCGUGGGCCGCUCCUGCUGUGGCUCCGCCGUCCCCGCUGUCGUCAGUGUCAUCGGGUGAUGCCUACGAUGACGUCGAGGCAUUCGGCGGGGAUGACGGCGAUGUUUUCACCGAGGAGCCCAUCGACGAACAGGAGAUCUACGAUCCCGAGCACCCGCACACGCUGGGCCAGCUUUCUGUUGUCAACUUGCCCGACAUUCGCAUUACACCUUCGCCCACCUCCGCCGAGGCCAAGGCGGCUGCCAACGACCCCAAUGCGCUGACGCAGGUCCUCGUCUACGUCACCCCAACCAUCAACCACUGCUCGCUCGUCACCGUCAUUGGUCUCGCCAUCCGCGUGCGCCUCGAGCAGACGCUACCACCCAACUACCGCGUCGAUAUCCAGGUCAAAGAGGGCGCCCACGCCCAGGACGACCAGGUCACCAAGCAGCUGUCCGACAAGGAGCGCGUGGCUGCGGCGCUGGAGAACGACACGCUGCGCGGUGUUCUGGACAAGAUGCUUGAAACGUGCCAGUGA
This is a messenger RNA of Sporothrix schenckii 1099-18, 672 nucleotides long. RefSeq names its product cytoplasmic protein required for cell viability. Gene Ontology annotation, biological process: iron-sulfur cluster assembly. Bases 1 to 672 code for a protein of 223 amino acids. The transcript is spliced from 2 exons. The record is from RefSeq and is a predicted model, not a curated record. NCBI's taxonomy places the organism in Eukaryota, Fungi, Ascomycota, Sordariomycetes, Ophiostomatales, Ophiostomataceae.